UUACUUUAUCUUCCAUCAUUGUUCGUUUCAAGUUUUGAGUUGAUUAGAUUGAUUAUAUUUACGUAUAGGAUAUUACAUUCCGUUACUAUUCAGUGUUCACAUUUACUUAAGUCAAACAACAUGUUACAAUUGAAUUCACUAAUAGAGGGGUGUGAUUUAAAUACACAGGAAGGUAUCGAUGAAGCUUGCCGGCGAGUAACUUACAGAGAAAAAGAGAUCGAUGUCCGCCUUGAGGGCAUCCUCUCACAACAAUGUCAACUGGAAGCAAAGAUGCGCAACAUCGGAAUCGCCCUAGGAAAUUUAGCGUUAGUGGCGGAUAAAGGUCGCAAUCUUUCAACGAUGAUUGAUCAUACAUCGCAGCUGGCGGAAAACGUCAGCGCAAAAGUGCGUCGACUGGACGAAGCAAGAAGUCGUGUUUCCGAGUGCCAGCAAAGAGUGCACGAUCUUAUAGACUUGCAACUGUGUAGUCAGGGUGUAAUCGCAGCCAUAAAGGAAGAAGAUUUCGAAAAAGGAGCCAUACAUGUUAAUCGGUUUCUUUCGAUGGACAAAAAUCUUCUGCAAAAAACAGCUGAUGACGUGUCUGGAUCGAUAACUUCCGUUCGAAAAGCUGUUUCUACACUGGAACAAGCAACGACACAGAUCCGCGAUGUCGUUUGUCAAAAGUUUGAUGAUGCAGUCAAAAAAGAUGAUUUGGCCUCGGUAGAGCGAUUCUUUAAAAUUUUUCCUUUACUUGGAAUGCACGAUCAGGGAUUGGAAAAAUUUAUGACUUAUAUUUGCUCAAUGCUACAAGUGAAAGCUCAAAAAGAACUGCGAUCAUCUAUGGAUAUUGCUAAAGCGGAAAAACGCACUACGGUUGCGUAUUCUGACACACUCACAGUUCUUUUAGAAAACAUCGCCCGCGUAGUAGAAGUUAACCAAGCAAUCAUUGAAAACUGUUACGGAGCGGGGAGAUUAACCCAAGUAGUGUCCAUCUUACAACGAGAAUGUGAUGAAGAAGUCGUUCAACUUAUACUGGAAUUCAACAAAAAUCGACAAAUCGGUAGAAGAGUGACGCAAAUUAAUGAUUACAUAAAAAAUUCUGGGAGUACAUCGGCUGUAGGCCAUUAUCGGAACACAUCUGGUGGUGGAUCGGUUGAUAAACUGAAUGCGAAAGAUAUUGAUGCCCUCAUUGGUGAAAUAACAAUCAUUCAUUCGAGGGCUGAAUUGUAUAUAAAGUUUGUCAAACGCCGAUGUUUGUCCGAUCUCGAAAAAAGUUCUCUGGAACCAGAUACUCAGGCAGCAAAGCUGAAAUCUUUGAAUGAGUUGAUUGAAAAGUCCCGAUUGAGUACGCAAAUGCAGGAAAUUCUUGGGACAUAUUUACUUUUUGAGCGUUAUUUCAUGGAAGAAAGUGUCCUAAAAGCAAUAAUUUUGGACAGCAUUGAAGCGGGGCAGCAAUGCUCCAGCAUGUUGGAUGAUGUAUUUUUUAUUAUUCGAAAGUGCAUCCGACGCUCGAAUGGAACACAAUCACUGGACGGAGUGUGUGCUGUUGUUAAUAACGCUGCCAGUUGCUUGGAACAAGACUUCAUAAAUGCUUUGAAAUCACCUCUAAAAUCUGGUUACCCUACGGGUUACAUAGACCUAGCCCAAUCGGCGCUUCAAAGUUCAAUCCAGCAAGGGCGACUUCAAACUAGUGACGUUGAACAGGCACGUGCAAAAUUUUUGACAACCUUAAAUAAUGCUGAUAUGUCCACCGAGUUUAUAGAAACUCUGUGGUCGAUGAUGGCCGAUGAAAUAAAACUGAAUUUCCCCGCUAUGACUCCGCGGGAAAAGGAGAAACUUGAUAGUUGUUUGUCAGGACUAAAAUCGGUGGGAGACUCUUUGAAAGCGUUAGUAGACUUCGGUCUACAGCAACUGCGAGCCUCUGCCAUUAAACCUCGUUUGCAUCCGUGGGUUGACCAAUUUGUCAAUCACAAUCACAACCUCACAGAGGAAGAGUUGGCAUCGUAUGAAGCUGGGGAAACUUUUAUACAAUUCCUGAUAGUGCAAGUCGACGCCUUAUUAACGGUGUUCAAAACUGCCCUCACACCGAGAAAUUAUGAUGGAUUGGUUAGUAUCGUUACUAGUGAAGUUACAAGUCGCCUAGAGCGAGUUAUCAAAAAAUCUACCUUCAAUCGGCUUGGUGGACUAGUUUUAGACCAGGAAGCUCGAGCAUUGGCUUCAUUCCUUACGGGAGCUACAUCCUGGUCCGUUCGCGAUAAGCUUGCCAGAUUGCAACAGAUAGCGACAAUUCUGAAUCUAGAGAGCGUUUCAGAAUUACCAGAAUAUUGGGAUUCGUCUUCAACAACGUGGCGUCUUACACCUAGCGAAGUCCGGACAAUUCUUGCGUUGAGGCUGGACUUCAAAAUAGACGACAUCAAAAAGUUGAAACUUUAAACGAUGAAUGUAAGUAUUUCUGCUUAGUUAGAGAAAUAUAUACCCUCUGAAGAUAACA
Messenger RNA from Malaya genurostris, 2470 nucleotides. RefSeq names its product conserved oligomeric Golgi complex subunit 4 (gene Cog4). Lineage: Eukaryota; Metazoa; Arthropoda; Insecta; Diptera; Culicidae. The record is from RefSeq and is a predicted model, not a curated record. The transcript is spliced from 4 exons. The coding region runs from base 121 to 2412 and encodes 763 amino acids.